AUCUUCCAAUUAAUCAUCUUAGGAGAUAUUGGCUGUGUGAUAAAGUUUUGAGAAUUCCUUUUCUUUAUUUGGAUUAUAACACAUACAUGCAUGAACAUUGUUUUCAUAAUUCUUUAAAGGCACAAAUCACAGGCCAGUUUGCAAUGCAGUCAUCUCAUUCUCAGAAUCUCAGUUGCUGCAUUUGUCUUCUUCCUUAGUUGUUGUUAUAUAUGUCUUCAGGUAGUAGGGCGGUCCCUGUGAUGUUGUGACCCUUUGCUCACAUUUCCCAUUUCUCUUACCAUUUGCACCGGGCUAAGGGGCGGUUGAUCAACUCAAGCGAACCGCCCUACCUUACUACAACAUAGGGACAGAAGGGAGAAGGUUGUGAAGGUGGCCUCGUUAUCCACACCUCCGGGAUCGGAUGAAUGGAGGACCGACCGACCCGGGUUUCACAAGCGUUGGCGGGCCCUGGAGUGCCUGUCAAGGGCGCGGUGGAAGAGAGAAGGAAAAAGAGCACAAAGGAUUUACAAGUCUAAUGGGAGAAGAAUGGCUGACACGUUGACUGCCUUCGAGACUAUAAAAUACAACCUGGGCAACCGAAAUACUGGGGAUCUGAUUGCUAGUUCCAAAGGUGAAGCUGUGGCCGGCCGAUAUAAGGAAAAAUUAGUUUUUGGGUUUCAGUCUUCUCCCAACCUACUUUCCGGCUCGAGCUGAGGAAUAAUGUCAGUUAUUGAAAUAUCGGAUUCAAUGUCGGUCGGGGACUCAGGUGACAUCAACGAUAAGUAUAUGCGCCUUCAUCAACAGGUUACCUGCAUGGAACCUAAAUUCCAGCAUUUAGAAGGGAAAAUUGAUGCUUUGGGUAACAUGUUUCAAACUUUCAAGAGAGACAUUGUUAAGGAAGUUGUGGAGCAAGUUGUUUCCUGUUUGCUGAAGGGAAAAAUAGAAGAGGGAGCAAAAACCAAGGGAUUUGACUUCAAGACCGACGGAAAUUGCCCGUUGAUGGAGUCAGAAGCUCAAUCCAAUAAUUCUCCUGAUGAAUCUCCUUUGAAAAAGAGACGCACCAACGCGUUUCCAUAUGUGCAAUUGAAUGUGGAUACAAAGUCGAACAAUGUCGGCUCAAAGUGCUCAAGGAGCCCCAAAUCCCCCAAUGGCCCCAAAAGGAGAAGAAGAAUUGCAAAGGUGAAGCGGCCAUUCACUUGUGGACCUUUUCUACUUGCAGAUGACACGUCCAAUGAAAUUGUGGACCUCCUCAAUUUCAUAUUUAUGAAGCGGCCACUUACUCGUGAGGAAGCAAAAUUUGACAAUGAGAUCGUUGCAAGUUGUGACGGCUUUUCUGUUACAAGAUCGGACUUGGAGGAAUGUUUGAACCCUGGGAAGUACUUGGAUGAUUCUGUGAUAAACAUUUAUGCAAGCUUGCUUAAUGAGAACAAAUCAGAUAACUGGUUUUUACCAACCUACUUUGCGGCCGGUGUAGCAACUGCUCACAAAAGGAUGAAUGAAGUUAAGUGGACUGAGAAUGUAUAUUCACUAUGCAAACUGGAUAGAUUCAGAGGGAGGAUGAAAGAAGCAACUCAGAUAUUCAUUCCAAUGCAUGACAAUAUUAACAAGCAGCUUGGCCACUGGUACUUAUUGUUGGUGAGUUUGCAAUGUGGUCAAGCCAUCCUAGUUGAUAGCGCUCCUGAUAUUUCAAGAGAGUGUAUUCGCGUAGGGCAUGCAAGACGAGUGCUUCAUCUGUUGGACAAGGUUUUUGAAGAUAAAAUGAAGUUGUACAUGCCAUGCGGUUUUCACUUUGCUACUUUACCUUGGGCGACUGGUGAAAUUUUCCCAAUCCAAACAAAUGACUUUGAUUGUGGAGUUUUUGUCAUAAGAAAUAUGCAGCACUUUAGGAAAAAAUGGAAUGAAAAGUACGUAUCAGAAGACCAUCGGGCAAGUUUGGCCAUUGAAUGUGUCAGACAUCAACGUAAUGAGUUGGAUGAUGUUAAGAGCAUGAUCCAGCAAUGUUUGCGCCUUGGUGGCAACCUUGAACCUGUGGUGCACUUGCUUUCUUCCGACUGCACUUAACUAAGAAUGUAAAGAGUGCAGAGAAUGAUAAAGAUUGUAUUUUUAACAGGGCAUCAUAUGUUUCUUUAUAGGACAUUUUAUC
Argentina anserina (silverweed cinquefoil) is the source of this 2122-nucleotide messenger RNA. RefSeq lists its product as uncharacterized. Gene Ontology annotation, molecular function: deSUMOylase activity. Lineage: Eukaryota; Viridiplantae; Streptophyta; Magnoliopsida; Rosales; Rosaceae. The coding region runs from base 700 to 2040 and encodes 446 amino acids. The record is from RefSeq and is a predicted model, not a curated record. The transcript has 9 exons. Gene Ontology annotation, biological process: protein desumoylation; proteolysis. Gene Ontology annotation, cellular component: nucleus.